This is a messenger RNA of Pistacia vera, 841 nucleotides long. Its product is annotated as glucan endo-1,3-beta-glucosidase 13-like. Lineage: Eukaryota; Viridiplantae; Streptophyta; Magnoliopsida; Sapindales; Anacardiaceae. The record is from RefSeq and is a predicted model, not a curated record. The coding region runs from base 238 to 744 and encodes 168 amino acids. The transcript is spliced from 4 exons.
UUCAUACAGCAAAAAGAAAAAAAGAAGAUAAUUUCCUUAGAAGAAACCGAUGAUUCCUCAUAACUCUCCGCCAUUUAUACCCCCCUCAUUAUCACUCUUUAAGUUUCAUAUCCAAAGAUCGUGGACGAAGAGUAACUAGAGAGAGAAGAGAGAGUUUCAGCUUCUUUAUCUUUAAGGAUAACUACUGGAGAGCUAAAAUUUCUGUCCAGGUGAAGGAGGCUUUUUGGUGUUUUUACCAUGAGAAAAAACAUAAUUCUUCAGUGUCUUUUACUUCUGGAAUGCUAUCUGGCUUCAACAAUGGAGGCAGCAGAUGCAGCAGUUCCAGUUACAGUUCUGUCACCUCCAGAAGGAAACACAACUUUCCUUGAUGGAACAACAUGGUGUGUGGCCCUUAAUGGGGUUUCACAGAUUGAUUUACAAAAUGCAUUAGACUGGGCCUGUGGGUUGGGAAUGACCAACUGCAAAGCUAUCCAAGAAGGCGGAUCAUGUUUCGAACCAGACACGCUUGUUUCUCACGCCUCCUAUGCAUUCAAUAGCUAUUAUCAGCAGAAUGGCAAUUCCGAUAUCGCUUGUAAUUUUGGAGGAACUGCCACUGUAACUAAACAUAACCCCAGUUACAACAAAUGUGUCUAUGCCGCCCCGGGAUCUUUAGGCUCUUCAGCACCUUCGUUGUGCAAGCAAAAACCAAGCUUUAUUUGGUGGAAGACUGUCGGGGUUCUACUACUUUUGUACUUGACAAGCUGACCAACAAAGCAGGAUGGUCUUUGCACGCUUAUGCCAAACUAUAUUCGUUUUGUUGCAACGGAAAUUUGAAGGCAAAAAAAAGGUGUUUAUAUUAGCG